Molecule: messenger RNA, 846 nt
Organism: Colletotrichum truncatum
Lineage: Eukaryota; Fungi; Ascomycota; Sordariomycetes; Glomerellales; Glomerellaceae
Product: Acetylxylan esterase 1
Molecular function (GO): hydrolase activity
Source: RefSeq, a predicted model, not a curated record
AUGAAGGCCAAGGCCACCACCGCCGCCGUUGCUGGCAUUAUUGCUAGUGCCGCAGCCCAAAACUCGACCAACACCUGCGCUACUGGUGUUCACCUCAUCGUCGCCCGCGGUAGUGGCGAGGCUCCUGGUUCUGGAAGAAUCGGAAGCGUCGCCGACGGCGUCGUCGCCGCCGUGCCCGGAUCUCAGAUCGCGCCGAUCAAUUACAUUGCGACGCUGAGCAAUUAUUCCACUUCUGUCGUCGAUGGCACCACGGCAAUGAAGCUGGCCUUGACCGAGUACAACUUGAGAUGCCCCCAAUCGAAGGUGGCCCUGCUUGGAUACUCUCAGGGCGCACACGUUGCGGGCGACAUCUUGUGUGGUAGCGUCGAGGAAGAAGAAGAUGAUGGACUCGAGAUUGACUUCAACACCACAUCACCCAUCCCCUCCUCCGUUGUGGACCAAAGUGUCAUCGCCGUCGUCCUGUUCGGCGACCCAACCCACAACGCCAGUGCCACCUGGAACCGGGGCACGAGCACUCGAAACGGGCUCUUCCCUCGCGAAAACAUCACCGCGUGCGAGCAGUACGCCCCCAAGAUCGAGUCAUGGUGCGACACCGGCGACAUCUACUGCGACCUUGGUAACGACACUACCGUCCACGGCUCUUACUUCAAGACGUACACGGAGGAUGCCGUUAAGUUCGUCGUCUCUCAGUUCAACGCGUCCAAGACGAACGCCACGUCUCCCACGGGCACCCCCACGGCAACCCCGUCGUCGUCGGUCGUACCGGCCAACGGAGCCGGUGUCACUGCCCCGGGGGCGAUCCUUUCUCUGGCCGGUCUCUCGAUGCUUGCCGCUUAUCUGAUGUGA